Molecule: messenger RNA, 1871 nt
Organism: Puccinia graminis f. sp. tritici CRL 75-36-700-3
Lineage: Eukaryota; Fungi; Basidiomycota; Pucciniomycetes; Pucciniales; Pucciniaceae
Product: protein phosphatase
Exons: 8
Coding region: 100-1377 (425 amino acids)
Biological process (GO): protein dephosphorylation
Molecular function (GO): protein serine/threonine phosphatase activity; cation binding
Source: RefSeq, a predicted model, not a curated record
GCGGCCGCAGAGUUCAAGCUGAUCGACUGAAAACCAGCAAACAACUCCGACAACCUCAAGAGUCAACAAGAACAACUCAGAACCAAAAACCCUUCCAACAUGGCCCCCCCUUCUGAACCCGAAUCUCAAUCCGUCCAGGGAACGGUCGACUCAACCGAUAACGCAGAGCAACAUGGUCAACCGGAACAACGUGAGGCCACCCCUCCUCCCGUUCAAUCCCCAGUUGCUACCACUCACUCCGCAAAAGAAGAAACGGGUAAUGCUGUCUCGCAUCGGGCACCCACUAGUCCGGAUGCCAGAAGUGCCGAAGUCACUCAACUCAGAGCAGGGGAAAACUUCGUACCAGGCACGAUCAACCAGCAUCCCCCAGUCGGCUCUUCGGCAGGCCAAGCCUUCAAAGUCGGCGUUUCCGAAGACAGAAAUCGGAAGUGCAGGAGGACGAUGGAAGAUUCUCACUCCUUCUUGUAUAGCUAUGGAGGCGUCGACGGCCAAGGCUACUUUGCCGUAUUCGAUGGACACGCAGGAAAGCACGCGGCUGAAUGGUGCGGACAAUGGUUUCAUGAGUAUCUACUUCACGAAUUGAUGAAUACCCCAAGAACAACACCAGUCCCGGAUUUGUUAAACUCAACCUUCCACAUUGUCGACACCAAAUUAUCGCAGGUCGCGGCCGAAGUUGGAACUCAUUCAGGUUGCACGGCCGUCACCGCUUUCCUCAGGUUAGAAUAUCAGAAUGGGGAACCGGUCGGGUCAGUCGGAGCCGGAAUUUCAGAUAAAGCUGUCACUCAUGUCAACCUGAACGACAUAGUCGAUCAACCGUGGAAGCACGAAGCGAUCGCGCUGUCGGAGGCACGCGACAGUACUCAGAAAGCUGCUGAACAACGGAAGUCUUCGUGGGAUGAAUCACGGCAGUCUAAAGGUGCUAUCAAGCGAACUUUGUACACUGCGAAUGUAGGAGAUGCAAGAGCUGUGCUUUGUCGAGGUACUAAGGCAGUUAGGUUGACAUAUGAUCAUAAAGGUUCAGAUCAACAAGAAGCUCAAAGAAUCACCGACGCUGGUGGAUAUGUCAUGAACAAUAGGGUCAAUGGCGUACUGGCGGUGACAAGAUCUCUAGGCGACUCUUCCAUGAAGGAGUUUGUCGUUGGAUCACCAUACACGACUGAGACGACACUGGGUCCGGAAGACCAAUUUUUGAUUAUUGCAUGCGAUGGUUUGUGGGACGUAUGUGAAGACCAGGAUGCGGUUGACUUGAUCUUGAAUGUCAAAGACCCACAGGAAGCUAGUCGAGUGCUGUUAGAUCACGCACUUUCACAAUUUUCAACAGACAAUUUGAGCGUGAUGGUUAUUAGUUUGAAGCCGGUUUCAUUUUUCGAUGUUUAAAAUGAAACGAGACAAGAAACGUCCGCGGCAAUUUCCACCCUCCUUCCGCAAGAAAAAAUGAAAAAUAUACAAAGCAAAAUAAUAUCAAAAAGAGAUGUCUCAAAUAAUGGGCGUGAUUAAGUACAUUUUUUCGCAUAUCCAACCAAGUAAUCGUCUCUUCUUUUUCAUUUUAAUUUUUUCCUCUUCUUCAUUCAUUAUUCAACUUCUAGAAACUAUCAAAUAAGUUUGAACUCUUCAUCAACCUAAUCGGGUGUGUCACAUUUCUCUCCAUCCAUGAGCUAAGACUAUGUAAAGAAAGUACAACAGUGCAUAUUGGUCAGGAUACCGAGUGAGUUAAUGAAAUGCUUGUUCUUCCUUUUUUGCCUCGUUAUAUCUGUCUGGUGAUUUUUUUUGUAUCUUCGGCUCUCAAAAGAAAAUCCAUGUUUGUUUCCAAUCAAUCAAAUACUUUUACUUACAUGCACACACAGAUAUAUACACUUCUAUGCCACACAGUC